This is a messenger RNA of Pocillopora verrucosa, 1469 nucleotides long. The record is from RefSeq and is a predicted model, not a curated record. Lineage: Eukaryota; Metazoa; Cnidaria; Anthozoa; Scleractinia; Pocilloporidae.
AUCACUAAGCCACUAUCACCAACAACUGUCCUUCUCAGAACUACUCUCACCCGAACGAUCACAGUACACCAUCAAAAUCAGUCAAACAAGAACAGUUUACAGUAGCCAACAUUUGCCUUUCUGAGAAAAAACUCUCUGUUGCUGGCUUUGAGAAAAAUGCUGAACACCACUGAUGAACAUACAAACUCCUCAUUUGAAGUCAGUUAUCCGGCGUCACUCGUGGGGAUGUCUGCAGCAUUCGCAUCCUUGAACACUUUUCUCUCCAUCACCGCGACACUUGGCAAUGUUCUCAUCCUAAUUGCUCUUAACAAAGUGACUUCGAUUUGUCCUCCGACGAAACUUUUGUUUCGAUGUCUGGCGGUCACCGAUCUUUGUGUUGGACUGAUAACACAACCGCUGUUUACAGUAACGCUUCUUACCAGCUUCAACUACGAUGAAUAUGUUGAAGACAUACAGGUGAUCUCAUCUAUGGUUCUUUGUGGUAUCUCCCUCUUGACAUCAACUGCGAUAAGUGUGGACAGACUUCUUGCGUUGUCGUUGGGUCUGAGGUAUAGAUACGUUGUUACAUUAAGGCGGGUGCGAGCGCUUAUUAUCUCCUUUUGGUUUCUAGUUGGUGCUUCGUUUGGGUGUCUCCUCAUUUCAGGAAUUCACUUUUUUGUAUUUGGUGUUGUGAUGCUUAUUUCUCUUCUUAUCUCGGCCAUCUCUUACGCUAAGAUCUAUUUCCGUCUCCGUCACCAACUGCUUCAUGUACAAGGCCAUGUUCACCAACGACAACAACUUCCUCCCAAUGGCGUAGUACCGACUGCAUUGAAUGUAGCGCGAUACAAGAAAACAGUUUCCGCCAUAACAUGGGUACAGCUUGGAUUAUUUGCUUGCUACUCUCCUUUUUGUAUUACUUUAGUUUCACCCCAUUUUGUAGAGUUUUUGGACGAUAAUAUAUUUUACUUUUUCCUUUGUUUACUAUUCUUAAACUCAUCUCUGAACCCCAUUCUUUACUGCUGGAAAAUCAGGGAGGUGAAACAGGCUGUAAAGGACACAAUUAGACAGUUAAACUGUUGUUGUGAGCUAAAUUGAACCUUUGUGUUAUGAAAAACAAUGUAAAACUCUGUGGAAAGAAAAAAACGGCUGGACUUAAAUACAAGUUAUAUUCCGACUACUGAAUUGCCACAUGAUCAAGAGAGGAUCUCUGUAUCAAGGUGACAGUUGUUUUUCCCCUGGUCUACAAAGAGUGGCUCUAUACGUUGGGUGACAACAUCUUCCUAAAUGAUUUUGAUGUUGUGUUAAGGAAUAUUUGCUGCCACCAUAGGGUGCGACUGAGCCACAGGCUCUCCUACAAUCGGCGGGACCAAAACAGCUAAAACGGAACCUACACCAAACUGUUUUCUAGUUCAAACAGGUAUAGAUACUGAACACCGCUGUACUCUGUUGUUCACCGGCUACUGAGCAAAGCUGCAAAGCCAACGAGUUUG